AUGGCUUUUUUCCCAAGAACUUGUUACAAGUGUGGUCUGACUGGCCACAAGGCUGAGGACUGCCCUCAGACCCAGAGAUUGUGCUACAACUGCCGUUCUCCAGAUCACGAGGCCAAGGACUGCCCACUGCCAAAGCAGACCAACACGAAGCAGUGUUUCAACUGUGGAAAGAUUGGUCAUAUCAGAUCCGAGUGCCCUGAGCCUCCUCACCGUCAGGUUAAGUGUUACAACUGCGGUAAGUUUGGCCACGUUGCCAAGGAUUGCUAUGCAGAGAAGAGAUCCGAGAAGAUUGUGUGCUACAACUGUGGUGGCUUCAACCAUCUAGCCAAAGAUUGCAGAGCUGACCCAGUCAAGUGUUACAACUGUGGAGAGACUGGUCACCUUGCCAAAUUCUGCCAUAGCAAGUCAAAGGCUAAGGUCUGCUUCAAGUGCGGAGAGGAGGGUCACCUGGCUAGAUUCUGCCCAAUGAACGACGAGGAGAAUGACGAGGAAGAGACUGCUGAAUCUCCUGCUUCUGAUGCCGCUGAGGCACCUGCUGAAGCUCAGGCUCAGACUGCUGAUGCCGAGUAA
Brettanomyces bruxellensis is the source of this 570-nucleotide messenger RNA. RefSeq lists its product as uncharacterized. The transcript has a single exon. The record is from RefSeq and is a predicted model, not a curated record. Gene Ontology annotation, molecular function: zinc ion binding; translation regulator activity; mRNA binding. NCBI's taxonomy places the organism in Eukaryota, Fungi, Ascomycota, Pichiomycetes, Pichiales, Pichiaceae. Gene Ontology annotation, biological process: positive regulation of cytoplasmic translation. Gene Ontology annotation, cellular component: cytoplasm. Bases 1 to 570 code for a protein of 189 amino acids.